GUGUCCAAACCAAUUCCACUUUCAGCGAAAUAUUCUUAGCCAUUACUGAAAUGUGGCACCACUGGAAUUCUGAAACGUCAGCCUAGACGUCAGCAGCAAUUUUUACGGAGAAAUAAGUACUGCCACAAACAGAAAUGGCCGGUCAAAGCGAACAGAAAGAACCGGCGAAAGUACUUAAAGUGAACAAGUGGGAUGGAGCUGCUGUUAAAAAUGCACUCGAUGAUGCUGUCAAAGAAGUGUUGGUGGACAAGUUUAAUUACACCGAAAAUUUCGCUCUUGUCGAUGGGCGACUAGCUAUUUGCACUCUGGCUGUCGGUAUUGCUGGCUUUGCCUUACUAUGGGACUAUCUACACCCAUUUCCACAAUCUAAGAUUGUUUUACUAGUUUGUGUGCUUGGUUACUUUCUUUUAAUGGGAGUCCUUACCCUGUACACAACACACAAGGAGAAGGGAAUUUUUGUUUCGGCCUACCAAAAAGAUUCUGCUGGAGGAGAUGCAGUGAAUUCUUGGGAAGCUAGCUCUUCUCUAAACAAGUAUGAUGAUUUGUAUGAACUAGUAUUGUCAUACAAGGAUGGAAAAACCAAGAAAAUCAGGGAGGCAAAAUCAAAGAGAUCUGUAGCACAGUAUUUUGAUGACAAUGGUGUAUUAUUGAUGGAACUUGUGGAACCUGAAGUGACAAAGCUUCACAACAGUUUGUUGUCUGGUCGUAAAAGUAAAUAAAUUUGACUUGGUAAAACCAAGUUUGAUUUUCCAUAA
Molecule: messenger RNA, 755 nt
Organism: Daphnia magna
Lineage: Eukaryota; Metazoa; Arthropoda; Branchiopoda; Diplostraca; Daphniidae
Gene: Spase25
Product: probable signal peptidase complex subunit 2
Exons: 3
Coding region: 135-719 (194 amino acids)
Biological process (GO): protein targeting to ER
Cellular component (GO): membrane; signal peptidase complex
Source: RefSeq, a predicted model, not a curated record